AUGGACGACCCGUUAUGGACUUGGCCAGCCUGGAAAUUCGGCAUGAAACAAGAGGAUUUGUUCACCAAGCUCCACGACCAGUACAAUACCUACACGGUCCCUAUCCAAGAUACUGAAGCUUUUUAUUGUGACAUAGCCGAAAUAUCCUACGAAGCGCAGACGCCAGCCGAAUUUCACCAUUUAGCCAGCCAUCGCAGACAACGACGUCUCUCUGAAUUAAAGAAGUCUCUUGAAUGCGCAAGUUUUGAAAUCAUUGGAAACCCAAAGCUUAUCGAGAUGCCUCAUUGGGAACAUGCAGUCCAGCUUUUCCAGACAAACUCGUUAGACUCCUUCGUUCGAUACUUCGCUUCUUACCUCCCAACCGACCACAUUUGGCAUGCGCCAUGUCAAGAUUCAGCCGGAGCAACCGCUCACGCUUUUCCCAUUUCUCCUUUAACGAAGAGACUUUAUAAGCGCAGCAAAAUGAAUGAGGCGGUUGACCCCGGAAGGCAGACCUUGGUGUUGUCAUCGUCGAUGGUGUUUGGCCGCCUACCAGCGAAAGACGAACUACCGGCGUCGGACAAAGCCUUAGAAUCUACUUGCCUUGCUGCAUUGUCCUCAUUCUCAGAAACGGCCAUUAAGCAUACUCGACCUCAUGAACACAGCGCCUACAUCAGCCAAGGGGUAGCUGCGUUGGCCGCUGGUGAAGGCACAUCGACCAUGUCAGAUUUCGACACAUUUACAAGAACUCAGUGCAGGAUUAAGAAUACACCCAACGAGACAAUACAACUUGAGAAGAGAUUAUCUACUAAAGUAUCUCUUAAGCAGGUUGGCCUUGGAAGGAAGUAUUCGGAAGGUCAGAGAGAGCGUUGUGUCGAUUCACAAGUGAGCGCAUUCCCUGAGAUAUUAGCAUCUUCACCUCCAGAUUUAUCACUUUCAGUGUCUUUACGGAUUCCGGUCGCAUCAGGUGGCACUUUUAAAGUUUUUAAUGGCGUUACCACGGGAUUGAAGCGCAAACGUUAA
Messenger RNA from Fusarium venenatum, 1002 nucleotides. NCBI's taxonomy places the organism in Eukaryota, Fungi, Ascomycota, Sordariomycetes, Hypocreales, Nectriaceae. The record is from RefSeq and is a predicted model, not a curated record.